Messenger RNA from Plenodomus lingam JN3, 1188 nucleotides. The record is from RefSeq and is a predicted model, not a curated record. NCBI's taxonomy places the organism in Eukaryota, Fungi, Ascomycota, Dothideomycetes, Pleosporales, Leptosphaeriaceae.
AUGACCAGAGUGAACAAAUUCCGUGCCCAGCACGCGCCUCAACGCGGCGACCCGCUUGAAACGCAGCGAGCUGCACAUCCGAAGAAAAAGCCCUACAAGAUUGUACUGGAGGCUGUUACCCAGGAAAAGAAGAAGCUUCACUCGAUUCUGACUUAUGCCUCUAAUGCGCCCACAGGAUUCGGUUUCAUCCCCGCUGGCCACCCAGAAGUAACGGAGUGGUGCAAAGAGCAAUGCCGACAGCGCAAUCUAGACGUUCACAUAGUCUCGGCAAAACCGAAGAACAAAAUGCAUGCCGAUCCGGAGAAGCUGUCACAUCAUGUCCACAGACUGGGCCAUCACUUUCCCCUCGAGAUCAUCCAGCUAGCCUGUAGCAAAUUUGGAUACACAUAUGAUGAUACAAAGGGUCUUCGGAAAGCGAGAAACAGUGAUAGGAUCAAUUGGAUUGCGCAGAGCAUGGAAAGUUACUCGACGCGACAAGCACUUCACGGUCGACCUACCGGCGAGAAGGAGACCAAAAGCUACAUCCACGGCGCUGUACGGGAAAUGUUUCCCAAGAUUCCUGAAGCAGAUCUUUCGUCCAUUGUGAAUCACGCAUUUGAAGAGGGUACGGACAGAGUAGGUAACGCGAAAGAGCUUUCAUUGGCGCGCAGAGUGCAGCUCGCAGUCGUGGCACACAUUCGUCAUACCUACACUGACUACGACAAACUACUUAAAACUGAUGGCUGGUCGACAGCAAGAUCGCAAGUCGAACAUGUUUCACUUGCCAAACUUAAAGAGUGGCGGGAUGAAGCUGGCGAGCAGAGCAAUGAGCUCGAAGAAACUUUUCGCGAGGUCAUUGUCCUGGAUGAUGAGGACUCUAGCGAUGGUAGCUCGCUCUCCACUCCUGACGAACGGGAGCAGAGCAUGGAAAUCGUCUCGAACCGUGCUACUGCGAAGGAUCUUCAGCCUGAAUGCUAUGCUAGUCAUUCACGGGUUGAAGUACAUGACCAAAGGCAAACGCGCAGGCGGACGAUUUUCCUUCAAAGGCCUCCUCCGCCCCCUCCAGCAGCUGCUUACCCAAGGCUUGCACGUGAAGGGUUGACGCUACUUCCUCCUUCCUCACCUGCUCGAGCACGCGAGCAUGUCGUAGAGUCGCGCGAACCCGACCGCAAAUUUCUCAGCCCACUUGCCGAGCCACUCCCAGAAUGA